Molecule: messenger RNA, 738 nt
Organism: Neltuma alba
Lineage: Eukaryota; Viridiplantae; Streptophyta; Magnoliopsida; Fabales; Fabaceae
Exons: 4
Coding region: 78-380 (100 amino acids)
Source: RefSeq, a predicted model, not a curated record
UUUCAGUCUUCCAGAAUCGAAGCAUUGUGCCCUCCUUCCUAGUCUCUCGCAUCGCGUUUCAAAACAAGCUGAAAGCAAUGGCCACUCUAGCAGCGGCUGCAGCUCGUCGAGCUGCUUCUUUGAAUCGUAUUUCAUCGCCGAGAACGCCAAUUCAAUCCGCCAACCUCAUCCAUAAGCGUGGUCUCGCCGGUGCCGCGGAUCACCAUGGUCCCCCAAAAGUUAACUGUUGGCAAGAUCCGCUGAAUCCAUCUAAAUGGAAGGAAGAGCAUUUUGUAAUUGUUUCUUUAUCUGGCUGGGGGUUGCUCUUCUUUGGUGGAUACAAGUUCUUCACUAGAGGCAAGGGCAAGAAAGAAGAGAAAUUGAUGGAGGCACCGCAGUGAAGUUUGGAUAUUUACACGUCCUAACUGUUGCUGAUAAUAAUGUGAAUGCGUGGACUUCUGCUUCCCCAUGUUUUUCCGGUCUUGGUUUUGUUGGCUGGCAAGCAAUCCUACAUGUGGCUAGUCAUCGAUGAAUCUUUGAAAAUGAUGAACCUUGGAAGAUGAUUCUUGCCAGAACUGUAUUUGCUACAUUUCAUUCACUAAAUGUUUGACGGUUUUCUACUAAUAAUUUACGAAUACUUCUGCUUUUGUAAGAAAUUAAUUUCAUUGACAUGAACUACAACUGUUGUCGUCUUAUCGCGUUGUUUUAAAUGAGCCUACCAAGCUCAGCCAAGACAUAGCAUGUUAAUUGGAACAAAAA